AUGUCUGAGAAUCAAUGGUAUUUCUUCGCAGGCGGUGACAGAUACGCACCUCCGAAUGUCAGUCAUUUACUGAUUGCAUCCAACGUGCUGGAUAUUCCAAGUUCGUUGUGUGCUGGAAACCAAUGCUUGCGAGAGGUUCGAUUUCAGCCAAACAGUGUCUGUCGAGGAAUUGGGGCUAGCGCAUUCUAUGAUUGUGGUAGCCUGGAAUUGGUGGAACUGUCACCCACUGUUCGGCUCGUUGGUUUCAUGGCAUUUCAACAGUGUCCAAGGUUGCAAGUCGUAACAAUGGAUAGCAACAAGAACAACAACAAGAAUGCAAUGAUGAAUCAUCAGCCGCAAGCCAUCACGACACGAAGGAAGUUUGGGCUAGGCUUUCAGUGUUUCAAGAACGCUAGCAGCUUGACCGAAGUCUCAAUUAUAGAGGGAAUUCGCAGCGUUUCAGAGGCUUGCUUUGAAGGGUGUUCGAGUCUCCGCCAGAUCAGCCUUCCGAAUACGGUCGAGCAUUUGAUGAAGAAAGCAUUCAAAUCUUGCACCAAUCUUGAGAUUACGAUAUUGAAUGAGGGCUUGAAAAGCAUUUCCGACGAGGCCUUUUGCCACUGCGAAAAACUUCAAACAAUACCGAUUCCCUGGUCAGUCGAGCGUAUUGGUACUAGGGCAUUUGCAUCUUGUACCACCCUUGAAAACGUUGAGAUUAUUGGCUUGGACUAUAGAUUAAAGACUAUUGACGAAGAAGCCUUUGCUCACUGUGAGAAUCUCCGAGCGGUUCCUAUUCCCAAUUCAGUCGAACGCAUCAGCUCCAGGGCCUUUGAGAAUUGCACAAUGUUAUAUUCCGUUGAAUUCAAGAAUGGUUCGCACCUAUGGAUUGGGGACGACAUUUUCAAGGGCUGCUCGAAUCUGAUUUGGAUCGUAGUAUCGUAUUCAACCUACAAGCGACAUUACAAUCGGUUUCAUUUGCUGGCUGAAGCCUUUGACCGCCCUGCUAUCGAUGAUGAUUCUAGGAGGAAUCAGAACAAAACAGUCUUAAAAAUGGCCGCCGAUAGAUUUGACAGUCUUCAAAAUCACAGGACUACCUACACUACUGCUCGCCAUGAUCAUGACGACAAUAUCGAGAUUGCAAAAUUAGAUAAAACGAUACAAAUGUAUCAUCGAGAACAAGAAGGUAUAUUGCCUAAAACGAAAUUUGUCACAGGAACCACCGAUAUCAAUCUCUUUCAUAUCAUGGCAUCUUCGAGUUUUCCCCGCCACAAUCUAUUCCAUGAGCGCCUGGACAGCCUCAACCUUGGGUUGCUGUUUGAACAAGAUAAGAUUGGCUUGUCUCCAUUGAUGCUUCUAGCUGAAAAUCCCUCGGCAGAAGCACAAGACUUGCUGUUGUCCUUGAUCCCCAAACUUGUGGCAUAUUUUCAAGCAAGCGCCAGUGAACGGAUGGCUACAAUAUCUAUAUCGACCCCUUAG
This is a messenger RNA of Cylindrotheca closterium, 1452 nucleotides long. Lineage: Eukaryota; Bacillariophyta; Bacillariophyceae; Bacillariales; Bacillariaceae. The record is from the annotation of a GenBank genome assembly.